AUGUUCAACCUAAGUAGCCUAUUGAAGGCGACGAGUAUCGCCAAGGCUACAAAAGCUGCAGCACAGGAAAAUGAAAAUGGAGACAAUAACGCAGAAGGGGGAAGCAGCGGGGCCAUCAAAAUAAAUAUAAUGAACAUGCAAGAAUAUAAAACGAAGAAGUUCUUGGAUGAAAGGAAAAAUGUGAAUGCAUGGAGUGCGGCCAACACCAGCGCGAAGAAGCCUGCCAAGGAGCCCAAGAAGAAACCGGAGAAGAAAAAGGUAGAAAAGAAGAAUGAAGAGGCGAAAAAGGAAGAGACGAGUAAAGAAGAAACGAAGAAGGAAGAGACGAAUAAAGAGGAAACGAAGGAUGAAGACAAAAAGGAGGAAGCCAAGAAGGAAGAAACGAUUAAGGAGGAAGCUAAAAAGGACACUGUUAAGAAGGAAGAGGCCAAGAAGGACCCCAAAGUUGAACCCCCCAAAAAAAAAUUCGUGCCCUCGGUGCUCAAACAGAAGGAAGCAGCCAUGGCCAAAGUGGUAAAAGAAGUGAAAAACGAAAAGGUCGAACUGUUCCCCGAUCUUCUGCAAGCAAAAAAAUCGACCAAAACGGAGAAAGAGAAAAAAAAAAAUCAACCACAAAAAAAAAAUAAGAAAGACAAAGCGGAAAAAAAGAAACAAGAGGAGGAAGAAAAUCAAUUCCCUCCAAUCGAGGAAAUAGAAAAAAUCCACUUCAACAUUUUUGACAUUGUGGACAUAAAAAAAGAGUAUGAACGAAUUAUGAGGAAUUCAGACAAGGUCAUGGAGAAAUAUAAAAAUAAAAAAAAAUUUGACGACACGAUGAUUCUUUGUAAUUAG
Messenger RNA from Plasmodium fragile, 831 nucleotides. RefSeq lists its product as uncharacterized. The record is from RefSeq and is a predicted model, not a curated record. The coding region runs from base 1 to 831 and encodes 276 amino acids. NCBI's taxonomy places the organism in Eukaryota, Apicomplexa, Aconoidasida, Haemosporida, Plasmodiidae. The transcript has a single exon.